UCUGCAGCUACUGUACAGCUGACGGAUCACAAAGUGAAUGGCAGCUGCCAGGGGCACACCCCAAUGUGCAAUAAAAGCGCUGAUGGAGACACACCCCAGCUUCCCACUUUCUCCACCGCGGCCAAAAUCAGAGUCAUCAUCACCUUCACUCUGUGCGCAGUGUCAGCUGUAUGCAACUUGGUUGUGCUGUGGGCUGCCAGCAACGGUGGCAAGCGCAAGUCACACGUCAGGAUCCUCAUAAUGAACCUGACUGUGGCAGACUUGUUGGUGACCUUUAUUGUGAUGCCCGUGGACGCAGUGUGGAACAUCACGGUGCAGUGGCAGGCGGGAGACGUCGCCUGCAGGUUGCUGAUGUUCCUGAAACUGGUGGCGAUGUACUCCUGCGCUUUUGUCACGGUGGUCAUUAGUUUGGAUAGACAGUCUGCCAUCCUCAAUCCUUUGGGCAUCAGUGAAGCCAAAAGGAAGAGCAAAAUCAUGUUGACUGUGGCCUGGACGAUGAGUGUGAUUCUCUCACUCCCUCAGAUGUUUAUAUUUCACAAUGUGACCAUCACUGUCCCAGAGAACUUCACCCAGUGCACUACCUAUGGCAGUUUUGUCCAGCACUGGCAGGAGAUCCUCUACAACAUGUUCACCUUUGUGUGCCUCUUCCUCCUGCCUUUGGUCAUCAUGAUCUUCUGUUACACACGGAUACUUGUUGAGAUAUCCAGCCGCAUGGCCCGGAGUAACCUGGUAUCUAGAGACGUUCAUCUCCGUCGCUCCCACAACAACAUCCCGAAAGCUCGGAUGAGAACUCUUAAAAUGAGCAUUGUCAUUGUGACAUCAUUCAUCAUCUGCUGGACCCCAUACUACCUGCUAGGCCUGUGGUAUUGGUUGUUCUCUGAAAAAAUGGAGAAGACGGUCUCCCAUUCACUAACUCAUAUGCUGUUUAUCUUUGGCCUCUUCAACGCCUGUCUAGAUCCCAUCACUUAUGGUCUGUUUACUAUUCAUCGUCACCAGGGUCUGAAAGGAUGUUGUCGAAGUUCAGACACACAGAGCGAAUUAGAAAAUAACACUUGCAUGAUACAACUGACUUUCCUAUCGUCUCACAGGCAAAUUGCCUCAGGCAGCCACAAUUCAGACAACGAGGGAGCUAACGACAACAGCACAUAAAGUGGCUCAAGGCCACUUAUGUAUUAAGAAAAAUAUAAUGGCUCAAAGAAUUUACAUAAAAAGCAUCUGUGCUUUUAAUCAGAGCUGAGCCUAGUCUUUAACUAGACAUGACAGUGUGUUCAUUGAAUUUGCUUUGAAAUGCUAAAGCUCCAUAAGAAAUCUUUGCUCUUUUGUUGAACAAAUCUGUUCCACUGAUGAGCUCAAUGUUGUAUCAGCACUAGUUUGUUCAUCCCACACAUUAUCUGUAACACAUAUUUUAGUUGCCACUGAUCAUAUUUUGACAAAAUCUGCAGACUGAUGCCUGACAUUGCUGUUUGGCAGAAUGUACAAAAUCCUGACUGAUGCUGUAAAUCACACAGAAUGUCUCACACACUGCCAGUCAAAGCUUUAAGACCAUUUUUGGUAGAAUCGUCUUGUUGGCAAUGCAGCUGUUUGGCUUGUGCUGUAACUGUUUGGCCACUGUUGUGUUCCAUAUUGGAGGUUUCAUAGACAUGUGUCAUGUGGCUAACUUCUAUGUGAUGCAACUAUUUUGGUUUAUCUUUAUAUUUUUAUUAUAUGUGGAAUGUUGCCAUAAGGUGUUCUGCUAAUCAUUAUUUAUUGACUGAAAUGACUGCUCUGAAAUGUUAUUCAAAGCACUUUGUUUGCAAUAAAAGGUCUGAUUUUGUUUCUUAACAAUAAUGAAUGCUACAGUACAUGAGGCCCUAUCAUUAUUGACCAGGACAGCUUUUUAAAUAGUUAUGGCCUACAGUACUAUGUAUCGAAUGUCCGUGUGCAGCAUGUUUUUGAUUGACUGAUUGUUUUGUGAAAGAUGAAUUUUGUGUUUACUGUGUUGAACAGAAACCACACUGGGGUCAAAGCUCCAUAUAAUAUCCACAAGUUAUUGUGACACUUGAUAUAUUUUAUAUUAGUAUAAGUGUUAUAUUAUUUUGUGAACUGUGUUGCUUGCUGUGAUUGAAGACUUGACAAGAACAGUUAAAAUUUGAUAGUUUAAGUAAAAUUUAGUAAUAUUGUAAAAUAAGCCACAAAUUUACACACACACACACACA
Molecule: messenger RNA, 2195 nt
Organism: Monopterus albus (swamp eel)
Lineage: Eukaryota; Metazoa; Chordata; Actinopteri; Synbranchiformes; Synbranchidae
Gene: gnrhr4
Product: gonadotropin releasing hormone receptor 4
Exons: 4
Coding region: 64-1149 (361 amino acids)
Biological process (GO): G protein-coupled receptor signaling pathway; cellular response to hormone stimulus
Cellular component (GO): plasma membrane
Molecular function (GO): G protein-coupled receptor activity; protein-hormone receptor activity; peptide binding
Source: RefSeq, a predicted model, not a curated record